Molecule: messenger RNA, 693 nt
Organism: Arabis nemorensis
Lineage: Eukaryota; Viridiplantae; Streptophyta; Magnoliopsida; Brassicales; Brassicaceae
Source: the annotation of a GenBank genome assembly
AUGGCGAGUCUCUGUCUCUCUUCUUCCCGGAUUCUCUCUCUUCACCACCAGAAACCCUUUCUCUCUCUUCAACUCCGGCCUCGUUCCUCUGAUCGUACGAGUGUUGUUUCCUUCUUCAAUCCCCUAAGGUUAUCGGCUGAUCGUCAGAGAACCGCUACGACGUCGGCCAGAGUUGAGAAGCGACGAAAGAGAGGAUCGAGUGUGGUCUGUUAUGCUGCUCCGAUGUCUGUUCAUAAUCUACAAUGGAUCUCGGCGAUUUCUUGCGUUGCAUUGAUGCUUGCAAGAGGUACUGGUAUUCAUAAGUCCUUUGUUGUUCCACUAUUCGCUCUAACCGCACCAUCGGACAUUAUCUCCUGGGCAAAAGGUGAAUAUGGCGUCUGGGCUGCAUUCCUGGCGCUUCUUGUUCGACUGUUCUUCGCAUUUCCAGGUGAACUUGAACUGCCAUUCAUUGCAUUACUCUUGGUGAUUAUAUCGCCAUAUCAAGUUAUGAGCAUAAGGGGAAAGCAAGAAGGGGCUAUCAUUUCUUUGGCAAUCGCUUGUUUUCUGGCUUUCCAGCAUUUCUCACGAGCCGGCAGCUUGCAGAAAGCAUUUGAUCAGGGUUCAGUUGUUGCCACUUUAGGCAUAAUUGGUACCGUGGAGCUUGCUCUCCAUUGUCAGUGUACCUACCUGUUUUCGAAUGCUGCAGGUAUGUAG